CAGCCCUGGCCUUGCCCAGCUCCGUGUCUAGAUUCUCACUCGUCCCGCGCCCUUCUGGGCGCCCGACACCGACUGGACCGCCAGGGUCCAGCCACCCCCCUCCUGGACUGGCCCGGCUAGAGGGACCGCAGUGGAAAAGGUCAAGUCUAGCGCGUCCGCCACCCGGUGCACGCGGAGCCGGGGAGCGCAGACACCGCGCGCAGCCCCGCUCGCCAAGUAGCGGCGCGGCGCGGCCCCAGCCACCUCCUGCAGCCGCGCGUCGCAGCGUGGCGUCCUUGCUCCGGGUCCGCCGCUCGGAGGUCGGCCUGGGGAGGCCAGGGAGCCGGGAGCCCGGUGCCCCUAUGUGCCGCCGCGCCACCGCGCCGCCCCAGCUAUGACCCUGAGCACGGAGAUGUCCGAUGCCUCCGGCCUCGCCGAGGAGACAGACAUCGACGUGGUGGGGGAGGGCGAGGACGAGGAGGAGGAGGAGGAGGACGAUGACGACGAGGGAGGCGGCGGCAGUGGCGGCGGAGGCGGCGGAGGCGGCGGCGGGUCCCGGUUGCCCGGCUCGGCCCAGCGGCGGCGGCGCUCUUACGCCGGGGAGAACGAGCUCGAGGACCUAGAGGAAGAGGAGGACUACGAUGACCUGCUGCUGGCCUCGCGGCCCGCCGCGUCCCCCGCGCCUCCGGGUCCCGCGCCCGCCCCGGGGAGCGGAUCGGGCGGCUGCAGCGGCGCGGGAGCGGGAGGCGGCGCGGGAGGGGGCGCGGGCGCGGGCGCGGGCACGGGCGGGGGCGCCAAGAACCCGCUGGUGAAGCCGCCUUACUCGUACAUCGCGCUCAUCACCAUGGCCAUCCUGCAGAGCCCCAAGAAGCGCCUGACGCUCAGCGAGAUCUGCGAGUUCAUCAGCGGCCGCUUCCCUUACUACCGGGAAAAGUUCCCCGCCUGGCAGAACAGCAUCCGUCACAACCUGUCGCUCAACGACUGCUUCGUCAAGAUCCCGCGCGAGCCGGGCAAUCCGGGCAAGGGCAACUACUGGACGCUCGACCCGGAGUCCGCAGACAUGUUCGACAACGGCAGCUUCCUGCGGCGCCGCAAGCGCUUCAAGCGCCAGCCGCUGCUCGUUCCCCACGCGGCGGCCGAGGCGCUGCUGCUGCGCGGCGCGGGGCCGGCGGCGGGCGCGGGGGACCCGGGCGCCGCGCUCUUCCCGCCGCCGCCGCCGCCGCCGCCGCCCGCCUGCGGCUACGGAGCCUACGGCUGCGCCUACGGCCUGCAGCUGCCGCCCUGCGCGCCGCCCUCCGCGCUCUUCGCCGCUGCGGCUGCUGCCGCCGCCGCCGCCGCCUUCCAUCCACACUCGCCCCCGCCCCCGCCGCCGCCGCCGCCGCCUCCCGGUGCGGCCGCCGAGCUGGCGCGGACCGCCUUCGGCUACCGGCCGCACGCGCUGGCCGCCGCCCUGCCCGGCCAGUUGCAGGCGGCCGCAGUCAAGGCGGGAGGCCCCGGCGGCGCAGCGCUCGCACGCUCGCCCUUCUCCAUCGAGAGCCUCAUCGGGCGCACUCGGGGUCCCACGGCCGCCGGGGCGCACGCCUCGCCCGGGGCCGCCAGCGGGACAGCCCCGGGAGCCGGGGGCGGAGGCUGCGCGGUGCAGGCGGCUGCGGGUCCUGCCGUCGCGCUCACCCGCUCGCUCGUGGUCGCCGCCGCGGCCGCUGCCUCCUCGGUGUCGUCGUCUGCCGCGCUGGGGACUCUGCACCAAGGGACUGCGCUGUCCAGUGUGGAGAACUUUACUGCUAGGAUUUCCAAUUGUUAGAAAACGCCGUUAGCGCGCGGGAGAGAGUGAAGGUAGGACCCUCGGCUCCUUUCUCCGGAUGGGGGGUUGGUUUUGUUCGCCCCUCCCGUCCCUCGGCGACCUCGCGCCCGCAUUUUCGCCGCUUCGGAUUCUUGGAGCAGACCGUGUUGGGCGACAGCUGGGGCGCCGCGCAGUUUGGCUCAGAGGGUCAAUCUAUUUAAGCAAAUUCGCCCUUUGCUGCAACCCUGACUUGGCGUGGGAAGGAGGGGAGUCUUGGCACUAGGAAUUUCCUUGACUUUUGACAAAUUGAGAAAAACCAAGCAAAAUUAUCAAAACUAAGCCUUUUUUUGAGGUGUAGAGAUUCUCAGGUUCAGGCGUUUAAAAAAAAAAAAUCAGUAAUGUUUAAAUGCAGCUUAUAUAAAACCAGUAAAGGUCUCCAAGAAAUGCCUUUAUUUGUUCACACUUGUUUGGUAUACUUUAUCAUGGAAAGGAAAAAAAAAUGAUUAACAUGUUUACACAAGAAACAAGUCGAAACUUAUCAUUUCCUAUUUUUAACCUGUGUUUUGUAUCAUAAUGGACAUGCGGAAUUUUUAUUUUGUACUUACUACGUAUUCUUUGCAAGGAGUAUUGUAAAUUUUACUGGCAAUUAUUAUUGUACUAUUCUAAUGUAAGAUUUUUUACACUUUUUUUCGGAAAUAAAAUGCUUAAUUUUCAAAGAAAAGCCAC
This is a messenger RNA of Mastomys coucha (southern multimammate mouse), 2485 nucleotides long. RefSeq names its product forkhead box D1 (gene Foxd1). The record is from RefSeq and is a predicted model, not a curated record. Gene Ontology annotation, molecular function: DNA-binding transcription factor activity, RNA polymerase II-specific; RNA polymerase II cis-regulatory region sequence-specific DNA binding. Bases 374 to 1780 code for a protein of 468 amino acids. Lineage: Eukaryota; Metazoa; Chordata; Mammalia; Rodentia; Muridae. Gene Ontology annotation, biological process: regulation of transcription by RNA polymerase II; anatomical structure morphogenesis; cell differentiation. The transcript has a single exon.